Molecule: messenger RNA, 5511 nt
Organism: Crotalus tigris (Tiger rattlesnake)
Lineage: Eukaryota; Metazoa; Chordata; Lepidosauria; Squamata; Viperidae
Gene: FAM194C
Product: chromosome unknown C3orf20 homolog
Exons: 15
Coding region: 36-2633 (865 amino acids)
Source: RefSeq, a predicted model, not a curated record
UGCUACAUCAACGAUGAAAUGAAUGAACUGGUGAUAUGAAUGACCAAAGGUCUGACACAAAAAGUAGUCCAAAGGUUGAUCAAAAGGAUGAACAUAAAUCUGACCAUAAGAAUGAUCUUAAGAGUGAACCAAAACCUGAACAGAAAACUGAACAGAAGGCUGAACAGAAAGCUGAGCAGAAAGAUGAGCCGAAAGAUGAGCGCAAGAUGGAUGAAUUUAAAAAUCUUGAUUUUGAGCAAAUGAAAGCCAAGGCGCCAAAGCUUUUGGCCGAUAUGGUACAGAUGCUUAUCACAUGGCAGAAAAGGGGCUUCCAUGUGCCACGAGGUGUCAGGAACAUAUUUGAGUUCACCUGGGAUGAGCUCAUAGAGAUACCGCCCAAAAAAUCUUUCACAGGUUUAUAUUGUCCAGUUGUCAAAUUCCUCCCCUAUGACGAGGCUGAGCUGACCUCCACAACUACAUCAAAAAGUCAAAAGCUGGGUGCUACACCCUCAGGGAAGAGAGCUAAUUAUAUGAUUUCACUUGAAAACCAGCCGAUGCUCGUGAAAUUCCAGAAACGGUCCAUACAUCUCCUGACGGAACUUCUGAAGCUAAAGAUGAAGAUAAUGAUUGAUGCCGUUGCUGGUUCCAACACCGACGAGACUGCAAAACGAUUCCUGGAAAGUGGUCAACAGCUAAGUCCCAAAUCUCGGGAGGAAGCGGUGGAGCUUAUGAAAGAACCCAGAAGGAAAGGGCGUGGUGUUGUUCCAACAGGGCCAGCAAUUCCUAUAACUUCCACCACCCAACUCAUACAGCAAAUGUCCUUGUCCUGCCUUUGCUUUUCAUUAUCAUUCAAAGAGGUCAAACCACAGAAGAGCUCAGGUCUGCUUAAAAUCAAAGGUGGUGGCAGCAGCACUGGUCAAGACAAGGAGUCCAUUUUAUCUGACAAAUUUGAUCCAUGUCCUGAAGCAAGGGGGAGGCUCCGUGAAAUUUGCCGUCACAUAGAACAUGAGAAGUCUGUAGCCAUAGCAAAGUGCCAUGUGAGACCCCUAAUACUGAAGAAUUAUCCAACUGUGCACAAGUCACCAUCUCAGGCCUUGAGAAGAGCUUCCCUCUCUCAAUUAGCUGCUGAGAUCAGACGUUCAAAAUUGAAAAAAUUAUUCUUUUCCAUUCCUGAUGGAACAUCGCUGAUUUAUUAUCCAUCCGGAAAUAUUGCAGUUCUCCAAUUUCCCAUAUGCUGCAUAGGAAAGACAAUCACCUUUCUGUUUCAGGAUGUUCCAAGUCAAGGAUUUUUAGGCAUGUUUACCCUGGGCCACUCUUGUCUAUCUUAUUCCUUUAAAUCAAGCUUUUCUGUGGCGUUAUUGAUGAAUCAGGAAGGUGGGAUAGUUAGAGACAAAUAUGGCCAUUUAACCCACCGCUGGAAUUGGUAUUCCAGAAAAGAAGUUCUACAGUCAUUAGAUUUUCAGAUAAAUGAACAGUUAAAAUUAAAGGUUCUUAGCCAAAAUUCCAUGACAAUUACUUUUGCGACCUUGAAUGAAAGUAUUACCUUAUCUUUGAUAAGACCUGGAUGUCUGCAAGGAUGCAAGGGUGAUAAACAGUUGACUUUAAAAAACAUUGAAGCUGAUGAGAAAGAACAUUGGAGAAGAUGCCUUGUCGACAUUAAGAGGCGGUUUGAGAAAACUGUAAAACAAUUUAUAAACAGUGUUUUGAUGAUUUCAGGAAUAUGCUGCAUAGGCUAUCCGCCUGAGUUUCGUACAAAGCCUGUGAAGUGUAGAACAGCUGAGUCGCCAGUACAGACCUUGGAUCGAAAGCUAAGAGAAGAAACUGUGGCUUCAUUUUCAAAAACAAAAGAGAAAAGAAUUGUCAGGCCAAUAAGCUUACUCAGUUACCAGCCAAUUAAGAGAAAAUUUAGGCCCGCCUCACGAGCCAAAGAAGAGAUCCCAAAUGUAAGCCCUGCCCUUGAGCCGUGGGCAAUUUCUCCUACGGAUUGUCCAAUUGUACUGCGCAAAGUUUUGACCAAAACCAAUGAUGGUUUAGGUUGCAAAUGUGUAGUAAAAAUCCCAUUAAUUACAGACUUGGAAUUUGAAAAGUUUAUCACUGCCCCAAGAAAUCCCAAACAAGUCAUUGUGAUAUGUGUGUUGUCACCACAAAAACAUUCGUACUCGCCUUUCUUUGAGUGGUCUGUCGAACAGUUGUAUAUAAGGAUGCAGCACGGCCGUCCCUCACCUUGUGUUCAGAGCAAACAUGAUCCCUACCGUUUCCUGAAAUAUGAUCUAGAAAAUCCACUGAACCAAACACCUCCUCUUCUGGUACAGAAACAUGGUGUCGUUCCUGGAAUGGUGGUGAUGUAUGCCGGAGGGAAGCUGCUAUUUGGGAGCUCUGUUUUUAACGGAUACAGCUACAGUAAGAAGGACCUGCUAAAACAGAUCAACCAAGUUUGCCUUGACUGCAAAAGAGAUCACUUCCUGCCACAGAGUUUCAAAUUUAGUCCCAUUGCUGAACCUCCGAAGAAACCCUCUUACCAAAGUAUAGAAAGUAUUUAUACUACCAAUAUUAAGGAAUGUGAAGAAGAGCAAGAGCUUGUUGUUGAAGAGAAAAUAGAAGUAGAAGAGAAGAUAAAACGUGCUGGCCGUGGGAAGAAGAAAGCAAAGAAAUAGUAUAAUGAGAUUGGAAGGUGUUACUGUUAUUUAUUUCUUUGUUUGUUUAGCACAUACAUUUAUGCUGGUCUGAAUUUAAUGCAGCUACAGAUGUACAAUACAGAUAUAGCCAAGUGGAUCAUAUACAUUACACAGCAAGGCAUGUCUCAGAAGUAUCUGCCUUAUUAUUAUCAACCUUUCCAUAAAGGAGCUUCUUUCUUUCCAUAAAACAUCAUAUCUUUCUGAAACAUCUGGAGAUCAGUUCCCAGCAAAUUAUGCAGAUCCUAGCAAGAAUCUCCUUACCUUGUUCUGCAGAAAUAAAACAUCUCAAGACUUUGGAAAGAAAACAAAAUUUGUGGUCAGACUGUUGUGCAGGAAGCCUAGCAGGUUUGGUGAGUUGGUAGGGCAGAGAGGCAUGAACAGCUAAGACAGGAUACAGCAAACAAACAAAUGAAAUGAAGGACCAUUAGAGAUAAUUGAAAAUGGAAUUAGUUAAAUUAUCAUCAUCAUCAUCAUCAUCACCAUCAUGGUAUUUUAUAUGAGAUCUUAUGGGAUUUCUAGCAACAUAUAGAAAGAAUACCAAUAUUUUGAUAUAUUAAGGGGUAGUUUUGCUUGAAGAUUUAAGCAUUUGACAGAUGGAUGUUUUUUUGUUUUAGUUUUUGGCACCCAUAACCUCCUACCAUGCAAUGAUGUCAACCACUUGUGCAAAAUUACCAUCCUUCCUCUUACAUUGGUCUUCCAGCAAUAAGCCAUCAUCUUUUCCAAAGCAAUGUUUUCAAAAUUGUGAAACACUGACAUUUUUCAAGAGAUCGGGUUAACAUGGGGAAACAUCUAGUAAAGAACAAUACAGAUGCUUAGAACAGAACUGCAGGAAAAAAAGAAAGUGGAAUUCUGGCUGAAGUCUGAGACAUUUACUGUAUGCAUUGGUAUUUGCUAUACUGAAAGUACAAUUUUCAUUUAGAAUCUUAAAAUCCCCUGCUCAUUUGUGGACAUCUAUAGCCUCCUAUACAUCAUGUGUCAGCAGCUGUCCUUAUCCUAACCAUAAGUAGUACUGACUAAGGCUGAUGGGAGUUGAACAAUAUUUGGAAGGCCACAAUGCUGCAUCCCUGUCUAAGAUAGAAGGCUAGAUUUGACAGGAGACCUGGACUCAACUGUGACAUCCAAUGGAGACCUUGCAUUACUAUCUGAUAAUAAAAUGAGAUUAUGACUCCUGCCACCUUAAACAAGUAUAUAGUGUAAGAAAUCUAUGGUAAAGUACAUAUGUGAUAAAUAUAUAAUCUGAUAUUGGCUGCUGUGUAUGUUCAAUUUCUCCUCCAUAUAACAUUUCUCUUUAACAAUACCAUAAUAGCAUGCAAAAUAUCAUAGACUGAAUUUACUCUUUAUGUAGCAAUGUCUCUAGAAUUUCAAAGGGUCUUAAUGUGUUUAUCCAAAUCCUUUGAUCAAUGUUGGUAUCUUAACCAUCAGAAACAAUGGAUAUACAUGAAGUUAUUUGAUUGGCAAUUUUAGCUAUCAAGCUACAUUUAGUCAAACUAAUUUAUUACUAGGGAAAAUGUUCAUUGAAGUUGAAGAGAUCAUGACCUCAUAUUAACAAUAGAUUGAAUUUUUUAGAGAUUAACUGAAGUCAGAUUUAGCGAAUUUAGUAAGAAGCGUGUAUACCAAGUUAUCCAGAAAGGGGUAGGGCAGUUUUAGUAUCUUCUUAACCUGAAUGUGCUAAAGAGUUUUUCUGAUUAAAAAUCUCUAGUAUAAAUUCAAAGAGAAAGGUAUAGUUUAUGUUACAACUGAUUCACUAUGCUUCCAAAACCACCCAGAGUCACUUAGUUGAGUUGGGUGGGUAUAGAAACUGAAUAAAUAAUCAAAAGAACUUAGUUUUUGGAAAGAAACAUUUCAUCUUUAGUAUGUUCUACAAUUAAGAUGAUUAUUUGCACAAUGACAUUACUUGCAAAAAUGAUAGUCAGAAAAAUAAUUUCUUAUAAUAUUUCAAUUUAAUUACAUUCACAUUUUCUGUUAUGUUUAUGGUAAAUUAGUAUGGUUAUGAAAACUUUUUUCCCCAAACACUAGAGAUUUGUGUGCUUGUGUAUAGGGGGUUGUUGGGUUUUCUAUUUUGUUUUUCAGUUCGUCAUCUUUCAAUAAAGCAAGCAAGUGUUGGAUCUAAUAACUCUGAAACCAAAUGUCCCCUAGAGGUUGUAAUAAAUUAAUAUGGGUCUGAAAAUUACCAGAGUUAAAGUGACAUUUUAUUAGACUUGUUUUCUGUCUUCCCCUAGACAGGCACAUUCUCAUUAUCUAGAAAACACCGCAUGAAUUUGACAUGUGAAUUCUGUAAAGAAAUAAAAUUAGCAAGAAGACUAUGUGGCUGAAUUAGAUCAUAGGAGAAUAUGUAUGGUUGCUUUAUUUUGCAUUGCUUUCUCUUAGAAGCCCAUCAUCAAAUCCUACAGACUAAGACAUGCUUGAUGGCAAUACUAGAAUGAUCUUGCUAAAGCAGAUUAUUAUUAGAAGGCCAUUGUAGUGUGUGGGUUAGGGGGCUGAUCAGGGAAGACCUAAACGCAAAUCCUCACUCAGCCACAAAGUUUUGGAAGAUUUUGAGCCAGUCAUUAUCUUCCACCAUGAGCUAAAUAUAAAGGGCUGUUGUGAGAGAAAAAUAGAAGAAUAAUGCUAUGUAUACAAAAUAAAAUACAACAAUUUAUCAAUCAUGAGUUUUGGUCAUCCAGAUAUUUCUGAAACAUCAGUUAUGCUAUAUCAUCACUCAAUUUCCAAAAAUAUUAUACAGAGAUUAUAAAAAAUUAUUUAAAAGUUCAUAUAUUAAAUCAUAAACCAUGAUAAACAAACCACAAUGGAUAGAUUCAUGAAAAUAUACAAAGUCAGAAGUGAACUACAUAUUGUUUAAUAAAUAUUAAUAAACGUA